This is a messenger RNA of Aspergillus homomorphus CBS 101889, 1692 nucleotides long. RefSeq names its product questin oxidase family protein. Lineage: Eukaryota; Fungi; Ascomycota; Eurotiomycetes; Eurotiales; Aspergillaceae. The coding region runs from base 62 to 1528 and encodes 488 amino acids. The transcript is spliced from 3 exons. Gene Ontology annotation, molecular function: oxidoreductase activity. The record is from RefSeq and is a predicted model, not a curated record.
AAACUGAGAGCGAAAUCGAAGAAAGGAGCCCGUAUCAUUGAUAUCAUUUAACUUUUCCACAAUGACUCCCAAACCAACCGCCCAAACGAUUGUGUUGACUCCCGAAACCACUCCUGGCCAUGUCCAUGCCCCGAAUCUGACAUCCGAGUCUGCCACUCUCACUUCCCAGCUCCUCACACUCAACCACAAGUUGUACCAUACACGAUGGCAGGAUACAUUCCACAACCAUCUCACUCACCAUCUCCUCGCCCUUUGGUCCUUAGGAGCCACUCCCGCCGAGAUCCAAGACAUGUGGGAGUACAACAAGGGCUACCAGGGUCCCAUUGAGAAACAGCCCUCGACCGAUGCUGGGUCGGGACUGAAUCUGAAAGACCCCGCCGUCUUCGCCCAGUGCCUUGGCGACGAUGAUCGGUACCUCGACUUUCUACGGUUCUUCGAGGAGGAAAUCCACACCAAAGGCAUGGAAACUGUCGUGAUAGAAUAUCUCUUCCAAGGGGAUGAGCGGGCCGACGAUAUCCUCGGGCGCAUGUUCACCGACCUCGUCCACCCCAUCAUUCACCUGGGCUGUGGGAUUGAAUUCCAGCAACCCGCCCUGGUCGCCGAAGCGCUCGCAGGGGCCUGCGUCCACGUCAACUGGCCGAAAACCUUCCUCCUCGCCACCGAAGCCCACGUCCAAGAGUCCGCCGCCAACUCCAGGCCCAUUCCCUCGCGCUCCCUUCUCGAGGUCCUCGAAACCCUCCGCAACGACCCCAUCAUCGGAAAUGGGGUGAAGGCCAACGAUCCCUUCAACAAGAUCCCCGACGGGUUCCUCCAGCGCGUCUCCGCCGCGCAGCUCGCCCCCCACCUGGGACAGUUCCAGGUCCCGCGCGACGACGCGGCGGAGCUUCACCGCAAAGCCGCGCAGAUGAUGUACACGACGGCGUACAUGCUCGGGGCAGCGCAGCAGCCCGGCAAGCACGAGGCCCUGGACUUUGUGACGUUGCACUGCGUCACGCUGGCCGUCUUCUUCCCCGCCUUCCUGGCGCAGGACUGGUUGGCGAACGCCCACAAGGCCCGACUCCUCGAAGCGACCGCCCGGGUCGCCGCCGUCAUGUACGCUGGCUGCGCGUGUCCGCCGCUGUAUCCCGAGCGUAUCCGGACGUAUGUUCCCCGGCACCCGGCGGAUGGCUGGCCGGAACUGUUUCAUCGAGCAGUCGUGUAUCGCGACGAAGGUCAUGCGGCAAAGCUCAUCCGGGCGCUGUACAGCCUAGAAGCGUUGGAGCACCCGCCCCCGGCGGACUUCCCGGUAACUCGAGAGGAUUUUCGGCGGGUGGCGCAUCUGGCGAUGGACUCGAUCGAGCGGGCCAUGGAUGAGAAGGAGGGGAAUCGGUUGCCUGAGCAGGUGGCGCGCGGCGUGGUGCAACGAAUGGGUCCCGCCGGCGAGAUGGUCGUAGGGAAUAUGACGCGCUGGUUGUUCUACGGCGGAUUGCCCGGGGCGUGGGAUAAGGUGCCCGCGAGUAGAAAGGGGAUGGAUCUGGCUCAGGUUUAGUAUUAAGGAGAGAAAGAAUAUGAUUGAUUGUUAUGUCUUGAGUUUGACCCUUCACCGGGUUUCUCUCUGUGUUGGGGUGGUGGUCGUGUUGAUUGCGGGUAUCGCUCUAGAAUAUAUUUUCGGUACAACUAGAUGCCCUCUUUGAAGGGCUUAACACGAAUUAC